AUGUUAACACCCACAGCAGCCAAUAUGACCAAUGCGAACGAUGGUAACGAUACGAUAAAAAGUUUAUCAUUAUCAAAUGAAAAUCAUGUGAAAAUGAAUGGUAUUGUUGAUAAUGAACAAAAUUGGAAAGCAAAAUUAAAAUUACCACCAAAAGAUUAUCGUCCACAAACAGAAGACGUAACAAAAACACAAGGUCACGAAUUUGCAAAUUAUUGUUUGAAACGUGAACUAUUAAUGGGCAUCUAUGAAAAAGGAUGGGAAAAACCGUCACCAAUUCAAGAAAGUUCUAUUCCAAUAUCCUUAAGUGGUCGAGAUGUUAUUGCUCGCGCCAAAAAUGGUACUGGUAAAACAGGCGCAUACGUAAUUCCAAUUAUUGAACGCAUUAAUCCAGAAAAAAAAGUCAUUCAAGCAGUAAUAUUGGUACCAACGCGAGAAUUAGCCUUGCAAACAAGUGCCAUAUGCAUGGAAUUAUCAAAACAUUUGAAUCUACGUAUCAUGGUUACAACAGGUGGUAUAAAUUUAAGAGAUGAUAUCGCUCGUAUUUAUGAAACAACGUGUCAAAUAAUGAUCGGAACACCAGGCCGUAUAUUAGAUUUAUUGCAUAAAAAGAUUAUUGAUUUGAGUCAAUGUAAUUGUUUUGUAUUGGAUGAAGCUGAUCGUUUGUUAUCACAAGAUUUUCAAAUAAUGCUUGAUGAGAUGAUGUCUUAUGUUCAACGUGAACGACAAAUGAUGUUAUUUUCAGCCACAUUUCCGGUUGUUGUCGAACAGUUUAUUCGAAAACAUAUGAAAAAUCCCUAUGAAAUCAACUUAAUGAAUGAAUUAACGUUGAAAGGUAGUGACUACUAUAACGUUUUUAUCCAUCGAUAUUGUAUUACUCAGUAUUAUGCAUUCGUCCAAGAGAAACAAAAGGUUCAUUGUUUAAAUACAUUAUUCUCAAAACUACAAAUUAAUCAAUCCAUCAUUUUCUGCAAUUCGACUCAACGUGUUGAAUUACUGGCCAAAAAAAUAACUGAAUUGGGUUACUCAUGUUAUUACAUUCAUUCGAAAAUGCGUCAAGAACAUCGUAACCGUGUGUUUCAUGAUUUUCGCAGUGGUUUAUGUCGAAAUUUGGUUUGUUCUGAUUUGUUCACACGUGGUAUUGAUAUCCAGGCUGUCAAUGUUGUCAUCAAUUUCGAUUUUCCGAAACUCUCUGAAACCUAUCUUCAUCGAAUUGGUCGAUCUGGUCGUUUUGGUCAUUAUGGUAUUGCGAUCAGUCUCAUAACGUACGAUGAUCGUUAUGCAGUACAUCAGAUUGAACGAGAAUUAGGUACUGAAAUUCAACCAAUCCCAAGACAAAUUGAUGAAUCAUUGUAUGUAGCCAAACAAGUAGUUGAUGAUGAUAGUCAUCAUCCAAGAAAUAAUGAUAAUCAUGAACAAACAACGUCUGAUAAAGAAAAUAAAUUGGAUUCAACAGAGAAUAAAUAA
Molecule: messenger RNA, 1464 nt
Organism: Didymodactylos carnosus
Lineage: Eukaryota; Metazoa; Rotifera; Eurotatoria; Philodinida; Philodinidae
Source: the annotation of a GenBank genome assembly